Molecule: messenger RNA, 4582 nt
Organism: Diachasmimorpha longicaudata
Lineage: Eukaryota; Metazoa; Arthropoda; Insecta; Hymenoptera; Braconidae
Exons: 3
Coding region: 1606-3492 (628 amino acids)
Cellular component (GO): extracellular region
Molecular function (GO): chitin binding
Source: RefSeq, a predicted model, not a curated record
GAGGUAGCAUCCACAAGUCGGUUUCACUUCGGGUGUGGCAAGACCUGUCCAUUUCUUUCCUUUUUUUGCGUAUUCAUACACAUGUACCUGCGCAUUGUCUUGAUUUACCUCGACUGUAUUUUAUAUCGCCACUUUUUCUUUCUCUUGUGAAGAUCGGAGGCACUCGAUAAGCGGACAAAGGCGAAGGAGAACCGACAAAUCGCACGAUUAACGGAGUAAUUAGGGGAAUCAGCGAGUGAACUUGAGGUUUUUUUUCUUUGAGAUUCAUCUGCUGCUGAAGGCAUUGAAUCGUUUCUUUUGAGGAAAAAAAAUGUAACGGAGAGAAUUGAGGAAGUGAUUUUAUACCCAAAAGGAGUGAGAGCUAGGAUCAGUCGUGAUGGCUUGCGCAAAAAAUUAUUUAGACUCUUUGAGAGUAGUAAUUAAUGUGAAAUGAUGAAUGGUGCUGUUAUUAAUGAUAAUAAUUCAUUGCGAUCGUUAAAUCGGCUGAAAAUCCCGGGCAGAAAUUCAUUUCGAUAAAUGGCUGAUUCACCUAAAAUCGUCAGUUAUGUAAUUAGCUCGCGGGUGAGCUGAUGUACAUUGAAGAAGAAAAAUUGAUUUGGCCAAAAAUUAAUUUUUUAUGUGAAGAAAGGGUUUCAAGAUUUUUUUUGUGAAUAAUCAUGAAUGAGCUCACAUCAUUACUCUAUCUGAAACAGCCAUAUAUAAAUUCCAAUGUUAAUAAUCGUUAAUGGAGUCAAUGCAAAAAAUUAUUCUUCCACUAAUGCAAUCGUAUAAUAAAGUCAGAAUUAAUUAUGUGAUUGAUCUGCAGUUUCUCAUGUUGUCUGAAUGAAUAAAAAAACUGGAGCAGAAUAAUGUCAGAUUCUCUAUGAGAUGAAGAAUAAUCGUACAACAUUUACGCAAUAAUUUUUCACUAUUGAAGAGAUUAUUUUGAAAAAAAAAAAUGAUGCUCUCUCAAUCAAAACUAGUAGUCCCCGGACCCGUAAAAAUGACGGGCACUAAAACUAAACGACUGACAGUGGAAAAUCACCUCCUAAAUCGCCCACGACUACCGGGAUUUACACGCGCGAAUAAAGAAAAUGUGAUCGUGAGAACAAUCUCAUAAAAAAGUGAAGAGAAAAAAAUACAAAAAUUACAAUGAUUAAUUGAAAGUGAAAGAAUGACAUGAUACGACACAAAAAAAUGGAGAGAAGGAAUAGUGUACGCUCCGAUUGUUACAUGGAAUACGUAAGAAGUCUCUUUCGCUCAUAAGGACCCAUAACGCAUAUUCAACUGGAAUUGUGUCUCGCAGUCCGUAACGGCAAAUGCAGACACAUCGAACGCGUCUGGAUAACACAUCGAGGAGGGAAAAGAGAAGGCAAAGUGGGUCUGCGUCCUUUCCAUUUCCCUCCUACUAUGCAAUGAAAUCUCCUCCUUAGUCAAGUCCGAGGUGGCCGUGCCACUGGCUGGUGUAUGUGGAAGAAAGAGGGCCCCAACAACAUUAAACUCAAUACUAAGGCCUCGUCGAAGUUCUCGGGGUCUCAGUUUCCGCGUGGACUUCAGACAAGCUGGAGUUCUAGUUCAGUUUGUGGAAUACAUUUGAUUGAUUCGGUUGAGUUUUGUUUGUGAAACAUGUCGAGGAUUUACUCUGUACACUUUACUCUGAUAUUGGCAGUCCUCCUGACAAGAUGGAUGGUCCUGGCCUCAUCAAAUACAACCACCGAGAUGCUUGAUGAUGACGACGACGACCUAAAUAUGGACUUUGAGACCUUCAAAAGUACGAUAAAACGGUACAGAAGACUAAUACCUUACAUAAGCCACUACGUUUCGAGUAAUAAUGUGAAUCAAGGGAAUCACUACGAUGGCAAUACAGACCAUUCCCAGAGGUAUAUUCAUCGGCCAGAUACACUAAGAUCACCAGGACACGUAACCACCCUCGUUAAACAAGAAAAAUUUGUACCUUCAGUUCAAUACGAUCCCAAAGCCAUAGGAGGUGAUAACGAUUACUUUACACCACUACGAUACAUUAAACCGACACACGAUGAGUACUACAGGGAUUACGAUCGCAGGCCCGUUUAUCAGGCUGAGGUAACGACCCCCACAGCCCUGGAGACAAGAUAUUACCAGCAAGAGAAGAAAACCCCAACUAAUAAUCCCUAUGUCUCACAUCACAAACAAAAAAUACCGAAUAUCUAUCGUGAUUAUUUUCUCGAUUAUCAAAGACCAAGUCCAGUUGCAAAUCAAGGAAAUGAGGAUUAUUAUCCAGUGGAUGAUUUUGAGUCUCUGAAAUACGUCAAGAUCGAGCCACCCCGUGCCCACAAACACCAGCACUUGCCUCAGCCCCAACCCCUCAGACUUCAACCUCUUCAUCAACGACGCCCAAUCUACCAUCCAACAACACCAGUCGUCAAUAAUGAAAACAUUCUUAAAAGCUUGCAACUGACGAAUCAGCUACCCGAGAUGUUGAACAGAGAGAACAUUGAUGCAAGUCUGAAGACACUGGCUGAAAUAUUGAGUCUCCUCCAAGGCACUAAGAAACCCGAUAGUGCACCAUCACAUUUGUCAGAGCCCGUUGUUCCUACGAAUGUACAAAGCUACAGUGAUACGAAGGAUCACUAUAAUGUACCAAAAGUAGUGACUGAAACAAGAUACCAAGCAACCCCAUCACCCCUUGUUGACACUGAACGCGGAAGAUUUAAGACACCUUCGUACAGUAAUAAUGGUAAAUCCAAGUUGUCUGGUUACUCGGAUUAUAGUGUAAAGAAUCAAAAUUUUGUAGAAUAUUAUCAACCAGUUGUUCAGGAUAUCGAUGAGAAUGGUAAUGCUCAUGAUUAUGACAGUGGAGUUUACAAAAUUGAUGAUAAUCAGGAUUAUGAGGUAAGACGACCGUACAAGGUUGGUGCAAAACCUUAUAAACUAGAGAACACUGACAGCUAUGAAAUAAGCGAGGAUGUUGACGAGGGAGAGGAUAAACAAGUACCAACAACUCCUCAAGCACCCAAACACUUUCAACUUGCUGAAGGCUUCAUCAGUGAGGCCCUCAAUAUUCCAACAAUGGCAAUCAAGUAUGGGGCUACCAGGGGAAAGCCCGGUAUCGAUUAUCCAGCUUAUGCUGUUAUACCAGAGACUAAUUUCAAUUGCAAGGAGCAGAGGUACAAGGGAUUUUUUGGCGAUCCAUCCACUGGAUGUCAAGUGUGGCAUUAUUGUGACUUGAACGGCGGGAAAUCCUCUUUUCUCUGCCCAAAUGGCACAAUAUUCAGUCAACAAGCGCUCACCUGUGACUGGUGGUUCAAUGUCAAGUGUGAAUCAACAACCCAGCUAUACGUACUCAACGAGAGACUAUACAAAUUUAUUCUACCAAUUAUGCCCAAGUUUCCGGAGGAUUUCAGUGGUCCAGAAGUGGAUCGUUACCUCGAGAUGAAAUUUCAGGAGAUGGAGGCGAAAAUGAAAGCUAAGAAAUUGAAAAAGGCUAUGGAGAAAAAGAAGCAGGAGAAGACAACGAUGAGCACUGUCGAAUAGUGCUGAGUAGUUGAGAAAAUAUAACAGGGGCCAAUAGUGGAUCUUGUUUCAUGUUUCGUUGCCAUCAUUAUCAUUCUCGUAAAUUCAUUCGUAAAUUUGCUUUUUUCUUUUCACUCCAUUGAGUGAAAAGUACAUGAAAACGGGUAUGUCAAAUUAAUCAAUAAGUAUUUUUCUAUUUCUCUAGUCAUACUUAUAUUUGUUUACUCUCUUUAUUAGUUUUAUGAGACUGUACUUGAUCCACCCCUUGAACUGCGCUAUUCAGUACCUAACGAUUAUCUAUUGAUCGAUUAUCUGUUGAUUGAGAGCAAUGGUUGGAUUCUUUGUAUUUCUCGAUUUUAGGUAUUCAUCUCGGUGGUGGGUAGUAAUUUCUCAUUUCUUAUUGGAAAUUUGAGGACAAUCUUUAAAUUUUCUCUCGCGAUAUUUCGGGGAUAAUCUAAGGAAGAAUGGUCCGGGACGAUAGGGUAAUCACUCAUGAAACUUUGUGCAGAAUGAAAGUGGCUAAAAUAUCUAAAAUUUUCUUUUUCAACUAAAUUGCAUGGAAAAAAUGUGUGAACAGGGACAUACCAUUUUUAAAAAAAUUUCAUAACUAAAUAGUAACACUUGUCGAUAGAGCAGUUAAUAAUUCUUAAAGGACGACAAAGAAAUUGGAAAUUUUUUUAAUAAUAAAACCUUCACAUUCUACCCACAAGUAUUCAAAGAGUGAAUACCCCCUCGAUCUCAAGUAAAAUCCAGACCUUUUCAUGUGAACAGUACCUAAUAUUUGUAAGUGUCAAAAUGCUGAUGUUAAAUGGAUUAUUUAUUAUCAUUUUUCUACUUUUUUCCUUCAUUAACUUGAUAAUUAACGAAGAUAUUUUAGAAUUUCUCACCCUAACAGAGCAAUUAAAACCCUCCGCGUUAUUAUUGUUCAAUUAGUUGAUUAAUUCUUAUCACUCACCUUUUUGGAGUCUCUCGUGAAGAGUAAGGUGUCUCCCAAGUUGGCGUAGGCUUUCUUGAACUCCUCGAGGAUCUGGAGAUUCUGAAAAUAUAAUUUAAAUCACGUUAAAUCAAUUUUUAUGGCAUUUUUUUGUUGAAUAAAAUAAGCAAAGAUGAA